Molecule: messenger RNA, 2981 nt
Organism: Petromyzon marinus (sea lamprey)
Lineage: Eukaryota; Metazoa; Chordata; Hyperoartia; Petromyzontiformes; Petromyzontidae
Gene: IL4R
Product: interleukin 4 receptor
Biological process (GO): cytokine-mediated signaling pathway
Cellular component (GO): external side of plasma membrane
Molecular function (GO): protein binding; cytokine receptor activity
Source: RefSeq, a predicted model, not a curated record
CGCGAUCAGGGCGGGGAUUUCCGCCCGCGUCAAUUCGCAGAAGGCCGUCCCCGUAAACCCGCUGGCUCCGUGCGACCCCAAAAGUAGAAGAGAGAAAAACCCCCACGCCGAUUGCUUGGUUGUUUUUUUGCUCGUUUCUCCAUCGGUCCCGCACGAACACCAACGCCAACGCGACAACGCAAAAACCCGGACCCGGCUAUGCGCGCGCGCCCUCCGUCCGCCGCUCGUGGCGCGGUGAAUUGACGGCGCCCUGGGAACUUCACGAGCCUCUGCCGGGGCUCGAGGGUUCUUGAGAAGGCCCCCCUCGCUGGGUGGCCGUAAUGAGGGGAGCGGGCGACCUCCUCCUCGUGGCUCUGGUAUCACAGCUGACCCUGCGUGCCCUGUCCACGUCGGCAAAGGGCCACGAGGGUGUGCACGCAACACACGUGUCGUGUUCGUCUGAAAAUGUCAACUUGACCUGGGAUGCCCGGUGCACGUGGACACCGGGACGUGACGCCAAAGCAUCGAACGUCACGUACAGAGUCUCCUUUUUAGACCAUCGAAGGAAAGCGAUCCUCUCGUGCAAGUGCGAAGAUGAUGCGUCUGUGGCCGGCGGCAAUAAGGGCUGCUGGGACCACUGCCAAAUCAGCAAAUAUAAUGGAAGUUCCAGCUCAAUAGAAUUCGUGAGCGUGGCGCCUUGGAGCAAUGGAGCGAGCGAGAAGCAGCUGGACGGUGACAGUGACCACCCCUUCAACCUAUGCAGAUACAUCAUUCCGAGCUCCCCAACUGGUUUACGAGUGGAAAAAACCGACAACAUGAUGUACAGAGUGUCAUGGAAUGAAAAACAGGGGUUACAUGUCCCUCAUAAUUAUGAGGUCAGCUACCAAGAGGCCCCAAACGGGAAGUGGAAGACGAUGCGCGAGACCGACAUGGGCUACCUGAUGUUUAAAAAGAAGCAUCUCGGGAGCGGUGGCGACUUCAACUUGCGAGUCCGAGCAGGAAUAAGGAACACAACGUUGUACACUGGGCAUUGGGGCCCGUGGAGCGCUGUGGUCCAGUUUCAAGUCCCGGUUACUGAUGAAGGCUCGCCGUUUGCUUUGGUGAUUACCAUCUUCGCCUGCCUCAUCGUCCUCGGAGUAUUGUCGGUGAUGUGUCUCGUUUCUCGCAAGAGGCUGAAGAAGGAGUUUUGGCCGAAUAUCCCCAACUUCGAACCGUUCAUCACGAACAUCUUGGAAGGCGACGAUCUCCGUUUUCAGCUCUUCCAGCAUAAGAAGCCUCAAGGCUGGAUCGUUGAAGACCAGGCCCCAAGUAAAGUGGAAGUGGUCUCGGAGGUGGAAGUGAACGGUGCGGAGAAGCUGUCCGGUCUCCCGGUGCCUCUGCCUCACCACCUCAGUCAUCUCCAACAUAUACAAGUCCGAUACAGCAGCAUCGCGCGCCCUAAAAAGACAAUGCCGCUCUUCACCAUCGUGCCGCGCCUAUUGGAAAAGGACAUCGCCGGUCCGCCGGGGGGGUGGCUUCACUGCGCUGCCGAAGCGACUCUGCUGGACGGCACCGGGCAGCGUCGUCCGCUCGCCGCCACGGCCCCCGACGGGGAACGGAAGCGCGCCUCCCUUCUGCGGCACGUGCCAGAGCACCGACCGUUUCCAGCGGCCUCGCGCGAGUCAAACUAUGCCGGCGGCGGCGACACCGACGACGACACCGACGACGACGACGACGCGACGCCGUACUUUGGCCGCGCCGACGACAAGCUCCCGUUCCUCGACGGCACGCGAGCGGCGCCGUCUCGGGCCGCCGCCCUGGCCGCGCACGGGAUCGCCCCGCCGCAGGGGUUUCUGCUGCGCAGCGUUGGCCGGGCGCAAGCCUACGACAGGCUCCUGGACGGAGGGGGCUCGCGAGGAGGAGGAGGAGGCUACUCCGUGAGCGGCGCGAGUGGCGCCGACGACUACGUCUCCCCCUCGGCGCUUUGGAGGGAAGACGUUCGACCGAUUCUCGGCUUCGGCGACGCGGGCGCUGCCGGCCUCGUCGUCUCGGUAAGCGCGGCUGCGUCGUCUGAAAUGGCAACCGCUGUGGAGGGUAAUGGCGCAAACGGCGGGUUAAAAUACGUGACCUUGAUUCACAACUUGAUGCCCUUGAGUAGCGACGGACGGCUUGAUCGCCGCUCUGGCUGCGUGGAAUUUGAAGAGCGGCUUUCAUCGUCCGAUUACUGCAGGGAAGCUUUCCUGUCUGGCCCAGAAUGCAAAAUGACAAACUGUGGCAGCGAGCUUUGCCAAAGCGUCAAGGAUGACAUUGCGGCUGAAAUAAGAACCGCAACGUCAAAUUACCACGAGCGGCAAAGGUUGCCACCGCUUGAAGAGGUGGCCAGCAGCGGACAGGUUGAAUCGUGCGCCUUCAGUUACGGCGUCGAAAUGCACAACGGGUACGUUUCGGAGGCGGCAGCGUUUGACUGCGCUUCGGGAAUCGUGCGAGCGGGCGACGCCCCGCAGUACAUCCGCAUGGAGACGGCGCCACGGCUCGAAACGGGGCAGCUCGCGCCCGGACGCGCGGACGGCGGCGUCGAGGAGCUCGCCGGAGGUCGCCCGGCGCUCGCCUCCGACGACCCCAAGGGCCUCGCCGCGUCGGAGGAGUUCGGCGCCGGCUCCGCGCUGCUCCCUCUGGGCGGCUACGCGUGCGGCUCAUUUGCCGCCUCGUUGACUCGGCUCGGCUGCCCCGCGCCGAGUGCGGCGCCCGCGGCGGCUGCGGCGGCACCGCCGCCGCAGCCGCCCGCAGCGACCGCCGCCCAGUUGUACGCCGACGCGGUGGCGAUGCAGAGCUACGCGAGUGUGCUGGUGGCGGAAUAUCCCGGCGCGCACCGCCUUCCGUUUAGGUGUACGGAACAGGCGAUGGGCGACUGGGUACCAGGGAAUCCCCAGCAGGCUCUGUGCGGCGCCGUCGCAUGUUCGGGCGCGCUCCCUCUGGCUCGCGCAGGAGCUGUUGCCACGUGUGGCUACGUCACGCUGCCGUGA